AUGACGGAUAUACCAGACUACUUCCUGACUCGAAGACCGAGUCUGCCUGAUGAAGCAGCCAUCAAGAGAGUCAUACCGUCGUUACCUCGACCACAGACGUUCAGAAGACAACAGUCUGAGCAGAGAGACAGACUGCUACCUUUGGAUACCAGUGCGUCAGAGCGUAGAGCGGUCAGCGUGGAUCCGCGAAAAAGUCGAGGGAUGAGUGCUGCUGCUCCUGGACGGCCUCAAUCCCCGAAGCCCGUCCCACCACCAGCAACAUCUGCUCCAAAUGUUCUUGCUGCGGACAGAGACAAUGGUUUGCCAUUGAUUAGCCCAAAAUCUCUUGAAAGUCGCCCAGGGAACGAAUCGGUAACAAAACUCCCACCAUUGGAAGUACCAGAUGCCACCAAUGAAGCUCCCCUGACAGAUCGUGAAGGUCGCGGACAAUUUCUAGAGACAAGUUCACUCCAAGAAGAGUACGAGCAAAGGUGGAUAUUGAAUCUCAGCAUGCAGUUCCGAGACAAAUCGAACCGUGAAAAGUUCUUUGUGACAUACGCGGAGCGGCCCAACAAAUGGCGGAGAGUGACUGUAUCCCUCGACUAUCGAAACGCACCGCCAGACUCUCUCGAAGCUGAUCUCAGCACGCUUGUCUACCAGCGCGACAAGAGUCUCCGCGUCUACGAAGCCAUUCGCGAGUCAUUGCCUGACAUCCAGUACUACGACACUGUCACGAAUCUCAAGCUCGAGACCACUCCAGAGGACGGACAACUUCACGUGCAUGUUCGUGAGGAUGCGAACGAGACGAUCGAAUUUCCUGCUAUAUCGCUCUUCGACCACGUUCGACGACCGAGAUUCAAUGAGAACUCCAUUCAGCUGGACUCGCAUCUCUCGGGCUUUGUGUAUAAAGUGCGACUCGGCACCCGUGUGCUCAUCAAGAAAGAGAUCCCAGGACCAGACACGGUGGAUGAAUUCCUGUACGAAGUCAAUGCGCUGGACUCCUUGAUCGGCUGCGACCAUGUCGUGCAGCUGGAAGGCUUGGUCACGGACGAUCGAGGCGAGGUCGUCAAAGGUUUACUGCUGUCUUACGCGGCUCAGGGAGCUAUGGUAGAUAUGAUUUUCGACUUUCGAGGGACAUCCUCAAUGUCCUGGCAUCGCAGAGAGAAGUGGGCGAAGCAGAUUGUUAGCGGUCUUGCAGACAUCCAUGAGGCAGGUUUCGUGCAAGGUGACUUCACACUGUCGAAUAUCGUGAUCGACGAGGACGACAACGCUUUGAUCAUCGACAUCAAUCGGAGAGGCUGCCCGGUUGGCUGGGAGCCACCUGAGUUGAGCAGGUUCAUCGACAGCGGCCAACGUAUCAGCAUGUGCAUUGGAGUCAAAACGGACCUGUACCAGCUCGGCAUGGUUCUAUGGGCGCUGGCAGAAGAGGUCGACGAACCAGAGCGAGUCGAAAGACCUCUUCCUCCGGUCUUUGAGGAAAUCCCAGCGUACUAUCGCAAUAUCGUCGCGACAUGCCUUCGAGAACGUCCUCAAGGACGCGCAAGUGCAAAAGACCUGCUUCGCUACUUCCCA
Molecule: messenger RNA, 1551 nt
Organism: Zymoseptoria tritici IPO323
Lineage: Eukaryota; Fungi; Ascomycota; Dothideomycetes; Mycosphaerellales; Mycosphaerellaceae
Exons: 1
Biological process (GO): protein phosphorylation
Molecular function (GO): ATP binding; protein kinase activity
Source: RefSeq, a predicted model, not a curated record